AUGGGAAGAGGGACAGUAGAAUCGAGAGAGAAGGUGACACUUGCAAUUGACAGAGACAAAGGAAGUCAACAUGCUAUAAAAUGGGCUGUUGAUAAUCUUGUUACCGGAGGCCAACAUCUCAUCCUGCUCCAUGUCAAACAAACAACACCGGCGGUUUCUGCUGUAUCCCAAGGGGAGGAAACUGAAAAUGUGUACAAAAAACCAGUUGACCCAAUAACCAAAGAGCUGUUUCUUCCAUUCCGUUCCUUUUGCAGCAAAAAGCUUAUAAAAUGCAAAGAAGUCGUGGUUGAGGCUGCCGAUGUACCAAAAACCUUGAUCAACUAUGUUAUCUCUAAUUCAAUUGAGGUUCUGGUACUUGGAGCACCCACAAGAACCGGCCUUUUCAAAUCAUUCAAAACAACAACAGAUGUCCCAAGCUUCGUGCUAAAAGGGAUACCGGAUUUCUGCACUCUCUAUGUCAUUGGGAAAGGAAAGAUCUCAUAUAUGCAAACUGCUACCACAGCACCACCCCAAAAAGCACAUAACCAAAUUCAAAAACAAUCCAGCAGAAUUUCGGAAAAUGGUGAACAAUCCAUGCGCAAACAGCAUCCCAGGGGACGAUCUUCAAUGAACCACUCAUACGACCUAUCACCAGAGAAUAGUGAUAUAUCAUCUGUGAGCAGCGGAAGACCAAGCAUUGAUCACAUGUUUCCUUCCUUGUACAAUAGUGUGUCAUCGGGAAUAAGCUCCCAACAAUCAAUGGGCUCGGAGUUUGACAGCAUAAGCUCUGCGUCAUCUUACUCUAGACACCAAUAUAUUGACAUGAGCGCCUCACCAUACGGAUUCUCAACAUCCUCAUCGGAAAGUGGAAGAUCAUGGUCAUCGUCACAAAACGUGGAGGAAGUGGAAGUUGAGAUGAGGAGGCUCCAGCUAGAGCUCAAGCAAACAAUGGACAUGUAUAACGCGGCCUGCAAGGAGGCAGUCGCAUCAAAACAUACGGCAAACCGAUUGAAAUCAGAAGAACAACAACGAUUACAUGAGGCACGAAUAGCAGAGGAAGCUGCAUUGGCACAAAUAGAGAAUGAGAAAGCGAAAUGUAAGGCAGCCAUUCAGGCAGCAGCGGCAGCUCAAAUGAUUGCUGAACUGGAAUCCCAAAAAAGGAGGCUUGCAGAAAUGACGAUUCUUGGACAAGCUGAAGAGAAGAAGGGAACAGAAGCAACGGCAUACAGUUUCAGGUACAGGAAAUAUACAAUUGAGGAGAUUGAAGUAGCAACAAAUAAAUUUUCACAAGAUCGCAAGAUUGGAGAAGGAGGCUAUGGACCAGUGUACUGGGGUGAACUGGAUCACACACAAGUAGCAAUCAAAAUUCUACGUCCAGAUGCAGCGCAUGGUCGUUCACAGUUCCAACAAGAGAUCGAAGUAUUGAGCUGCAUACGACAUCCAAACAUGGUGCUCCUUCUUGGAGCUUGCCCAGAGUAUGGUUGUCUGGUCUAUGAGUACAUGGCUAAGGGGAGCUUAGAAGACUGUCUCUUCCAGCAAGGUAACAGUAAGACCCCGGCUAUUCCUUGGCAGCUCAGGUUUCGAAUUGCUGCAGAAAUUGGCACUGCGCUUUUGUUCCUUCACCAGACGAAGCCAGAACCAAUUGUACACCGUGACCUAAAACCUGGAAACAUUUUGCUAGACCAUAACUAUGUGAGCAAGAUUAGUGAUGUAGGUCUAGCCAGGCUUGUCCCUCCAUCUGUACAAGACUCUGUCACUCAGUACCGAAUGACAUCAACAGCUGGAACCUUCUGUUAUAUCGACCCAGAGUAUCAACAAACUGGCUUGCUUGGAACGAAAUCUGAUGUCUACUCACUCGGGGUCAUGUUUCUACAACUAAUAACAGCGAAAUCGCCAAUGGGUUUGACUCAUCAUGUCGAGCGAGCUUUGGAGCUAGGGACCUUUGCCGAGUUGCUUGACCCUGCUGUUCCUGACUGGCCAGUCGAGGAAGCCACCAACUUUGCCAAGUUAGCCUUACAAUGUGCUGAAAUGAGGCGGAAAGACAGACCUGAUCUUGGGAAGGUUGUGCUACCUGAACUUAACAGAUUGAGAGCAUUAGCCGAAGAUAGCAUGCCUGGUGCUGGUGGUGGUGGAGUAUACUCACAAAGACAUAGCAAAAGCUCGAUGUCCUCAUGUGAUCAAGAUGUGCUAAGCGACGUCCAUCAACCACUAUCUGGGUACGAGAGCUAA
Pyrus x bretschneideri (Chinese white pear) is the source of this 2208-nucleotide messenger RNA. Its product is annotated as U-box domain-containing protein 52-like. NCBI's taxonomy places the organism in Eukaryota, Viridiplantae, Streptophyta, Magnoliopsida, Rosales, Rosaceae. Gene Ontology annotation, molecular function: protein kinase activity; ATP binding. Bases 1 to 2208 code for a protein of 735 amino acids. The transcript is spliced from 8 exons. The record is from RefSeq and is a predicted model, not a curated record. Gene Ontology annotation, biological process: protein phosphorylation.